Messenger RNA from Oryctolagus cuniculus (rabbit), 2247 nucleotides. It is a transcript of the gene CLEC3A, whose product is annotated as C-type lectin domain family 3 member A. NCBI's taxonomy places the organism in Eukaryota, Metazoa, Chordata, Mammalia, Lagomorpha, Leporidae. Gene Ontology annotation, biological process: ossification. The record is from RefSeq and is a predicted model, not a curated record.
UUACAGUAUACUUAGUAAAUUUCAGAACCUCAAGUCAAAGAAUAUGGGGCCAAAGACCCUAAGCUUCCCGGGCUUUAAAUUAAAUUAACAAAUAAAUAAGGAAAAAUCCUUAGUUAAGUCUGAUACACUCUGAGAAGGCAACUCGACUAGGAAAUGUAGAAGAAAUAAAAAACAAAUAAAAACCCCAAUAUGUGAGAUGAGAACAAAGAGCUACCUUAUGCUGCAGCCGGCUGGGCCACUCAAACAUUUCGUCAGCAGGACCUCAGCCAGCCUUCACAGCCACUUUUAUAAAGCUGGCCCCGGGCACUCCAGAGUGACAUGUGGCUGUGCCACCUACUGCUCCACAGCAGCUUCAGCGGGGCUGGCAGACUUGCCUGAGAGCCAUGGCAAAGACUGGACUUGUAAUUUGUAUCCUGGUGAUCACCCUACUCCUGGACCAGACCACCAGCCACGCGGCCAGAUUAAAAGCUAGGAAGCACAGCAAACGCCGAGUGAAAGAAAAGGAUGGAGACCUGAAAACCCAAGUUGAAAAGCUCUGGAGAGAAGUCAAUGCCCUCAAGGAAAUGCAAGCCCUGCAGACAGUCUGUCUCCGAGGAACAAAAUAUCUUAAGAAAUGCUACCUUGCUUCAGAAGGCUUGAAGCAUUACCAUGAAGCCAAUGAAGACUGCAUUUCCAAGGGAGGGACCUUGGUUAUCCCCAGGAACUCUGACGAAAUCAACGCCCUCCGAGACUAUGGUAAAAGGAGCAUGCCAGGGGUCAAUGACUUUUGGCUGGGCAUCAAUGACAUGGUCUCAGAUGGCAAGUUUGUUGACGUCAAUGGAGCCACCAUCUCCUUUAUCAACUGGGACCGUGCACAGCCUAAUGGUGGCAAGCGGGAAAACUGUGUCCUGUUCUCCCAGUCAGCUCAGGGGAAGUGGAGUGAUGAGGUCUGUCGCAGCACUAAGAGGUACAUCUGUGAGUUUACCAUCCCUUAAGAAGCCCUGUCAAAACAAUCUUCCAAGCAAGAUCGGUUGUGACUUAUAGUCUGAUUGGACCCAAGAAUAAGUCAACCUCAUGAUUAUUAAUUGCAAAGUUACAACAUGGAAGCCAAUGUCUGUAGCAAUUCAACAGAGUCAGCUGAUGUUGCCACCAUGUUGCAUUGCCAUUUUGCCCUCCCUGGGCCACAGGGGAUCAGAAAAUAGCAAUCUAGCCAGUGCACACUGUUUAGCAGCUUCUGCACAUCACGCUAUGAAAUCCUCCUUUUACUUUCCUAGUCCCAUUCACCUGCAUACACUGAGUUAUUUUUAAAAAUACAAUAGCUACACAUCUCUUCAAUCCAGGAAAGCAAGCUUGGGAAUACCCAGGAGAUUUCCUUCUUAAAAUGUAACACAUAUUUGGUUGAUGAGAAUUCCCUCAACCAGAGAUUCUGGGUAUGAUACCAUCCAAAGACUUUUCUGCCUGACACCCAGCCUAUGUAUGCCCUCUUGGCAACAAUACUUGUCAGUCCACAGCCCUUUCUCUGAAUUGCUGAGUCUCCAAGCGAGAUUUGUGUCUCAUCUGCCAUAGCAGAAGACAGAGGUCUGAAGAGAUUGUGACUUAACCAACUAUGCUUUCUUAAACCCAUUGGAAGUUCCCAAUCAUAGUCCAUCAGGAAAUGACAAGAUAGCAUUUUUUUUCUAUUCCGAGCAUUAUAUUAUAACUUCUGUCCUAAAUGGAUUACCCUAAGGCAGGGCAUGGGCAGCAGACUGUAUGGAUAAAGAGGGAGAAAAAGCUAUUUUUCUUUUGUUUUAGCUUCCUUACUCUCUUCUCUAUGUAAAAUUGAGAGAAAACUUACUUGUAUGAAUAUAUAUUAGUUUCCUUUUUUAUAUUCUUUAUAUACUUAUGAAUUUUUCAAUCAUCAUCAUAUAUUUAAGUCUUUUAGGAACAAUUUAUCUUUGGAAUUUGAAAAUCAGAUUUAAAUCAUACUAUUUUGGAGUCACAUCUAUGCAAUUUUUAAUUCUGCCAAAUUCUAUUCCCAUUAAACUGUUUGAUUAGAUUGUAUAUAAUAACUUUAUUAAGAUGAAAUUGCAGUUUAGGCUUAAGGGAAAUAGACUUUUAGAAGUAAAUAAUUUUAAACAUAUUCUAUUCUUCAAGUAAAUAUCAUUUUUUCUUUAAAUCUUAAAUGUGUUUUGUGAGUAAUAACCUUCCCUGCCAGCAUUCACCGCAUGUGCUUGGAAUUAAGUUUCAGUUGUUUUCAGUGUACAAUAAUAAAGCCCGGGUUCCUAUCAA